This is a messenger RNA of Paramecium sonneborni, 876 nucleotides long. Lineage: Eukaryota; Ciliophora; Oligohymenophorea; Peniculida; Parameciidae. The record is from the annotation of a GenBank genome assembly.
AUGCAACCAACUAGAUUACCUUUAUCACCAAUUGAUUCAAAUUAGAAUACUUAUAGAUCUCAAACUUCAAAAACUUAAGAUAUAAAUUAUUAGAUUUAAUUCUAAAUAACAAAAUAGAAACUUUCAACUGUUCCUGAUUCUCGAUAAGAUAAUAAUGCUGUUUACAUGAGUCCUAGAAAUACUAAGCUAAAAACAUAAACUAUUCUCUCUCCUAAUUGUAGAUCCCCAUUAACAACUAGGAAAGAAAUAAAACCAAUUUAGUCUCCUUAUAAUUUAUCUAUUCAUUCAGCCUAAUCUCCUAUCAAAAUUGUAAAUAAUACUGCUCAAAAUAUUAAACAAGAACUUGAUUAUUUUAAAUUAAAAAAUAGCAAUCUUUAGAAAUAAAUCCUCAAUUUGACAUCUGAAAUAUAACGUGGCUAAUCUAAUGCUCUUAUUAAAGAAUUACAAUAAAAAAUAUAAUUAUUAACAUAAAUGAAUGAGAAACUAACAUUAGAAAAUAAAUAAUUGUAAUAAAAAGGAGAUGUUAACUAACUUAAGAAAAAUGUUGAAUAAUAAUUAUAAUUAAUUGAUGAUAAUGAAAAAAAAUUAAAGGAAAUUUAAGAAAAUUAAGAAAAAUAUGAAACAUCUAAGCUUGAUCUUGUAAAGAACUCUACAACUGACUACAUUACUUAAUUGAUACUUGAUCUAGAGGAAAGAGUCCAUAUUUUAAUAGUUGAAAAUGCUAACUUAAACAAAGUUUUCAAUUAAAGAAUUAAAUUAAAUGAAAGAUUUAAUACAUUAGAGCUAUAAUUGAAAUAAGCUUAGGUUUAAUUUUAAAAGGUUAAGGUUGAAGAAAAAUUACUAAAAACGAAAUAUAAUUAAAUAAAGAAGAAAUGA